AGCCCGGGCAGCGGCGGCGGCGAGCCAGAGCAGCAGCAGUAGCAGGAGCGGGCGCUGGAGCAGCCGCGAAGCCUGGGGGAUCCCCGGGAGCCAGCGCUUGCGGCUCAUGAGCCCGGGGCGGAGUCGCAGCCGCCUCUCGCCGCUGCGGCUUUGCGGGUGAAUGAACCUGCCUCCCCCAUCGUCUCCACUAGCACGAGCGGCUUCGCCGGGGUCCCGGACCCUCGCUUCUCCCGACACAAAAUGGACGGUUUCGCCGGCAGUUUGGCUACAACUGGAUAACAACAGGACAGAUGGAUACUGUUCCCAAUCAUUAUGAUGAUAGCAUCUCUGCUGCAAGCACAUCCGAUGUCCAGGACCGUCUUUCAGCUCUCGAACUGAGAGUGCAGCAACAAGAAGAUGAAAUCACUGUGCUAAAAGCAGCAUUGGCUGAUGUUUUGAGACGUCUUGCUAUCUCUGAAGACCACGUGGCCUCUGUGAGAAAGUCAGCACCAAGUAAAGGUCAACCAGGCCUCCGAGAAGCUAUCUCUAUGUCCUGUAUAACCAAUGGAAGUGCAGGAAGUAGAAAAACAAGCCAUAGUUCCUCCGUAUCAGUUGCUAGAAAAGAGACCCUCUCAUCUGCUGCUAAAAGCGGUACAGAAAAAAAGGAAAAACCUCAAGGACAGAGAGAAAAAAAAGAGGAAACUCAUUCUAAUGAUCAAAAUCCACAAAUUCGAGCAUCACCUUCUCCCCAGCCCUCCUUACAGACUCUCCAAACACACAGGCAAACUCAAGAAAGCAAGAGCUCUGCUCCAGCUAAAAGCAUAAAGCGAACUUCGACUGCUGAAAAAUCACAUAGCAUGUGGGACAACUCAGAGGACAGUCGUAAUAAACUGUUGAGGGCAGCUUCAACAUCCAAACUGAUAUCAAAAGUGGCAAAAAAUGCAGAGAAACAUAAAGAUGUCAUUGUCAGCCAAGCAAAAAUGUCAACUCGGGAAAAAAACAGCCAAGAGGGAGAGUAUAUUAAGAUGUUCAUGCGGGGUCGACCAAUUACAAUGUUCAUUCCUUCUGAUGUAGAAAACUAUGAUGACAUUAGGACAGAACUGCCCCCUGAGAAGUUAAAACUGGAGUGGGUAUAUGGGUAUCGUGGAAGAGAUUGUCGAGCCAAUGUAUAUCUCCUUCCUACUGGAGAAAUAGUAUACUUCAUAGCAUCAGUAGUUGUAUUAUUUAACUAUGAAGAGAGAACUCAGCGACACUACUUAGGUCAUACAGACUGUGUUAAAUGCCUUGCAGUUCAUCCAGACAAAAUUAGGAUUGCAACAGGACAGCUAGCUGGAGUGGAUAAAGAUGGAAGGUCUUUGCAGCCCCAUGUUAGAGUAUGGGACUCAGUGAGCCUGAUGACACUGCAGGUUAUUGGCCUCGGCACUUUCGAGCGUGGAGUGGGGUGUCUGGAUUUUUCAAAAGCAGAUUCAGGUUCUCAUUUGUGUGUGAUUGAUGACUCUAACGAGCACAUGUUGACUGUAUGGGACUGGCAAAGGAAAUCAAAGGUAGCAGAGAAAAAGACUACAAAUGAAGUUGUGCUUGCUGUAGAAUUCCAUCCAACUGACGCAAACACAAUCAUAACUUGUGGCAAAUCUCACAUCUUUUUUUGGACCUGGAGUGGCAAUUCACUAGCAAGAAAGCAAGGGAUUUUUGGGAAAUAUGAAAAACCCAAAUUUGUUCAGUGUUUGGCAUUUUUGGGGAAUGGAGAUGUGCUCACUGGAGACUCAGGUGGGAUAAUGCUUAUAUGGAGCAAAACUACUGUAGAAUCCACACCAGGAAAAGGACCUAAAGGUGUAUAUCAAAUAAGUAGACAAAUCAAAGCUCAUGAUGGCAGUGUGUUCACACUAUGUCAAAUGAGGAAUGGAAUGCUGCUAACUGGAGGUGGGAAAGACAGAAAAAUCAUUCUGUGGGAUCAUGAUCUGAACGCUGAAAGGGAAAUAGAGGUUCCUGAUCAGUACGGGACAAUCAGAGCAGUAGCAGAAGGAAAAGCAGAUCAGUUUUUAGUUGGCACUUCACGAAACUUUAUUUUGCGGGGAACAUUUAAUGAUGGUUUCCAAGUAGAGGUACAGGGUCAUACAGAUGAACUCUGGGGUUUGGCAACACAUCCCUUCAAAGAUUUGUUGUUAACAUGUGCUCAAGAUAGGCAAGUUUGUAUGUGGAACUCUGUGGACCACACACUAGAAUGGACCAGGCUGCUAGAUGAACCAGGACACUGUGCUGAUUUCCAUCCAAGUGGAACAGUGGUAGCAAUAGGAACACACUCAGGAAGGUGGUUUGUUUUGGAUGCAGAAACAAGAGACCUGGUUUCAAUACACACUGAUGGUAAUGAACAGCUUUCAGUGAUGCGCUACUCAGUAGAUGGCACAUUACUUGCAGUAGGAUCCCAUGACAACUUUAUUUACCUCUACAUAGUGACAGAAAAUGGAAGGAAGUAUAGCAGAUAUGGAAAGUGCACUGGACAUUCCAGCUAUAUUACACACCUUGACUGGUCCCCGGACAACAAGUAUAUAAUGUCAAACUCAGGAGACUAUGAAAUACUAUACUGGGACAUUCCAAGUGGCUGUAAACUUAUCAGGAAUCGUUCGGAUUGUAAGGAUAUAGAUUGGACGACGUACACUUGUGUGCUAGGGUUUCAAGUAUUUGGAGUAUGGCCUGAAGGAUCAGAUGGGACGGAUAUAAAUGCUCUUGUCAGAUCCCAUAAUCGAAAGGUGAUAGCAGUUGCUGAUGAUUUCUGUAAAGUCCAUCUCUUUCAGUAUCCCUGCUCCAAGCCAAAGGCCCCCAGUCACAAAUACAGUGCUCACAGCAGUCAUGUGACAAAUGUCAGCUUUACACAUAACGAUGGGCACUUGAUUUCAACUGGAGGGAAAGACAUGAGUAUUAUUCAGUGGAGACUUGUGGAGAAGAUAACUUUGCCACAAAAUGACAUUGUAGUAGAAAUUGGUACAACCAAAGCACUCAUCUCUGCCAGUGAAAGUGUGGUAGAGUCCCCUGCACCUCUUUCACAAUCAUUUGAUGAAAUGCCACAAAAUGAAAGUCUAACCGACAGCUCUCUCACAUGUUUGGAGAGCAAUUUGGAGCAGACUGUGGAGGCCAAUGAAGAGCAAAGUGAGGAGCAAAGUGAAGGGAGCAGUCUGGAUCCAGGUGAGCCAAGCUACGAAGAACCAUCCAAUGAGACAAGUGAGGAGCAAAGUGAAUCCACUGUUACUGAAGACCAGCAAGAUAAUUCACCAGUGUCUUAACACUUCAAACUCCGAUGGUCUUGAUUUUCCAUUGGUGUGUGUGCUUUCAUAAAAGGGAGAGGGUUUAAAUAGGGGAGGGGAAGUAGCUGAGAUUUAUGCCCACUCCAGCUGUUGGGUUUCAGUGAGAUUUUUAGUCUGAUUUUGUUUCAAUAUGUGAACUAUCCCAAGGGCCCAGCUUGACAGUUUAUGUCAAGAACUGGUCAAAGUUAGUAGUUGGACAUGACCAUAGGUUCAUUUUUAAUUCUGAAAUUGCUGUCAGGAAGUGGCAUGAUGUAAAUACUGGAAAAAAGGUUAGUUCUAAGGAAAAGCUGAAAUAAACCACUUUAAUCAUGUGAAAGUGUUUUCUGGAAGUACUAACACCAAACAGAAGCACUGAAUAAAUACCAGCUGAAUAAUACUAUGCUGUUUUUCCAGGUGCAUAAAAAAAAAUCUGAAAAAUUAAUGUUGUGGAGCUGUUCUUUCUUUUUUAAUGAAAAAAGAGGAAAAGCAAGAGAAUAAUGCCAUGUUCAUGCAACUGCCUUCUUGAUCUAACACAUAUGCAAUUUUCUAACACUACUAAUUCCUAAUGGAGUGUGGACAUGCUUGCAGUCUGUCUGCCCUAGGUGCUGCUUGUUCUAAGGCAUAUCAUAUCAAGGAACAGUUUUUAUUGAUCCUUGUGUAUAGACCUAUUUAAUCAUAGAACUUUAACCAAACAUCGGAAUGUUUAUGAAUUACUGACAACCUAAAAGUUGAUUAAAAUGUAAGAAGCAAUUGUGUUUUCAAAGAAUUGCUGGCCUUGAUAUUUUGAAACUUAAGAAUCUUUAUAUUGACCUGGAGGUGAACAGAAGAGAAUGCAUGACAAGAAAACAAAAGUCUGAUGGUUCUAGGGUUAAACAUAGGCUUCAAGCAGAAAUCGUUCCCUUACUACUAGGAGAAAUAUAAAUAUAGUUAAAUCGUUAAAUUGGUGCUUGGGAUUAGUAUAGUAAGAUGUUAUCUUUUUUUUUUCCUAUUAUGGGGUGACUUUAAGAAUCAAUAAACUGCAAAUGUUUUUUUACUGGCUCCUUUAGCAGUCAUGAUAAUAUCACAAUAAUUUAGAUAAUGUUGCGUAUUUUGAGAUUUCCUCUUUUGAUGAUUUUUCUCUCGCCGAGUUGCUGUAAGCCGUGCAGCUCUUAUGUGGCUAUACCUGGCCAGUUACAGGAUAUCAUGGCAUUUGUUAUGCAUUUGGAAAAUAACUUUUUUUUUUUUUUUUUUUACAAAACUUGUCAGACAGCUACAUUUGUUUCUUAAGUACAUAAGUUUCCUACAUUAAAAAGAAAAAAAUAGAUUUACUGACAAAUAUGCAUUUCCUAUGUACUUGUUUAUAUUUUGAUUACAUAGAAUUUUUUUAACUUGCUGCAUCGUGCUGAUAUUUUAGGUUUUAGUUAGAAAGUCUUGUUUAGAAACUUUGGAUGAGUUCAUAAGUCUUAAGUGUGCGAGCGUUUACGUGAUUGUGCCAUUCCAAAGUGCAUCAAAACUGUCAUUCCCUUUCUAGUAUCUUCUCAGGAGUAAUGCUACAGAUCAGGUAUUUAGUCAUCAUUUGGUAAGAUCAGAAAACUCAGAUGGACUCCCAAAGGAUAUUUAGAACAUUUAUAUAUAUAUAUAUAUAUAUAUAUAUAUAUAUAUAAUAUCCUCUUGUUUACAACAGUUCCAGAAAACCUCAAAAUAGUUCUCUUCAAAUGAAGGGAGAUGUGGAUUCCAAGCAACUCAACUGUUUAAACUGUGCUCUGUACAUAGUAUUUUACUGGAGAGCUCUAGUGUGUGUGACUUACAGUUUUGCCAAAUAAUAAUGACAGAAGAUAAAGAUCAGCUCAUCAAAUUAUAUGCUUUCAAAUGAGGAAUAUUCUGUAAGGUGAGAAAAUAAUUCUAAUAAUGGAUAAAGGUUUAUCAAAGCUAGUGAGGCACAGAGCUCUCUCUAUCUUUUUUAUGAACUCCACAUAAGCAACACGUCAUUUUGAAACAUCCAUCACUUAGGGGUUGCCAUGUAAAGUGAGAGUUAUCGUUGUGAUAUUCUUGUGUUGUCGUUCAAAAGAGUCAACUAAUAUGCAAAAAGCCUUACAGCUUUCAAUUGCUGGCAACUACUGUUUAACCGAUAAUUAAAUCUGUGAUAAUGGAUGGAAAUGGGUGGGAUUAUGUCACUGUAGAUGUUUUAGACAAAUAAUUGUGAAUGAAAUAUGAUUCAGAGUGUUUCAUGUGAAGAUGUUUGAGCCAUUUCUAUCUAUCAUGCAUUCCUGUCUCAUGGCAGAAAAUUUUGAAGAUAAAAAAACAAUAAAAUAAUCAAAAUAAUACAUUGUCUUUGUCUUUCAAUAUAAGUGCU
Messenger RNA from Chelonoidis abingdonii (Abingdon island giant tortoise), 5589 nucleotides. Lineage: Eukaryota; Metazoa; Chordata; Testudines; Testudinidae. The record is from RefSeq and is a predicted model, not a curated record.